Messenger RNA from Pseudozyma flocculosa PF-1, 465 nucleotides. RefSeq lists its product as uncharacterized. NCBI's taxonomy places the organism in Eukaryota, Fungi, Basidiomycota, Ustilaginomycetes, Ustilaginales, Ustilaginaceae. The record is from RefSeq and is a predicted model, not a curated record. Gene Ontology annotation, cellular component: cytosolic small ribosomal subunit. The transcript has 2 exons. Bases 1 to 465 code for a protein of 154 amino acids. Gene Ontology annotation, molecular function: structural constituent of ribosome; RNA binding.
AUGAUCAUUUCCAAGGAGAACCGCCGCACCAUCUACUCGUCCCUCUUCAAGGAGGGCGUCAUGGUUGCCCCCAAGAACUACGAGGUCAAGCACCCCGAGCUCGACCUGCCCAACCUCGAGGUUGUCAAGGCCAUGCAGAGCCUUACCUCCAAGGGCUACGUCCACACCCAGUUCUCGUGGCAGUGGUACUUCUACACCCUCACUGACGAGGGUCUCGAGUACCUCCGCGAGUUCCUCCACCUCCCCGCCGAGAUUGUCCCGGCCACCCACAAGCGCCCCGCCCGCCCUGCUCGUGCCCCCAUCGGUCGCGAGGGUGGUGCUUACCGCGCUCCCCGUGGUGACCGCGAGGGCGGUGACCGCGAGUACCGCCGCCGCGACGGUGGUGACGACAAGAAGGAGGGCGCUGCCCCCUCCGGCUACCGCCCCCGCUACACCGGCGUUGGCCGUGGCGCUCCCCGCGAGUAA